GUAAACAAAACCCAACCAUUGUCAACAUCAUUUACCCACCACACACCGCAGUCUGUGCCGCCCAUCUGUCUUUGCGACGCGGAUGCCGAGGGCCACUCUCCCUCUUUCAAUCAGCAUUUAGGCAACGCAACGUUGGCCUCUGCAAUGCUCGGCUGGAUGCUGAAGCGCGGUGAUAACGCGCCUGAUACGAAUGCAGGAGACACGACCCAGCUAGAUCAGCCGGACACGCCCGCUCCCGUGUUCGCAGCCCGAGCUUUCAAGAGCGCUCUGUUUGGAACCCCAGCAGUGUCCCACGAGGAAUCUCAAAAGACACGCGACAAGGUGGUGACCAAGGGUGGCACCGGGCCAGCAGAUUCGGGCUCUGGGACGCCAUCCAAGCUGCCUGGCAUUCUACUCACGCCAGGGACAAGCACGUCCCGGCGCAAACGCGUCUCGUUCGGCCGCGACGUCCCGGGAUCGAGCGAGGUGGGCAAGAGCAAUGCGAUGAAGAGCACCACCAGCAACAGACGAACGACGCUCUCAGAAGCGCUCGAAAACUCGCGAAAGAAAUCCAGCGAGCUCUCCGAGGCCGACGUGCGCCGUGCGACGGCUGGCUCAGAGGACGAGUGGGAAGAGGAAGAUGACGACUACUGCACCAACGACAUCACGCUCGAUCUGAAUGAGCCUCACUCGCAGUCGGGCCGCUAUUGGAAGGGAGAAUUCGAAAAGUACCACCAGGAAGCCAAGGCCGAGAUGGAGAAAUUGCUCAAGUAUAAGCAACUUGCCAAGUCCUAUGCUCAGCAAAAAGACGCCGAAGCCAUUCAGCUCGCCGAGCGGCUCCGAGACGAGCAGCAACGGGUCAUCAACAUGGAGAAGCGGAUAGCGGACAAUGCGUCGCAGAUCGUUUCUCAGAAGCGUCAAUCGGCAGACGACGAACCCACGGCGCUCCUAUCGAAGCUCGCGAAGCAAACCUCACUCGCCGCGCAGUACCGACAUCGCGUUCAGGAGCUAGAGGGCGAGUUGGCCGACUUCUUGCGGCAAAAGGGCGAGGAAGGACCAGGCAAGGGGCGGCGACGGCGACAGGUUCCCCCGUCACCGAACACACAGAAGGCACUUCUGGAGACGCAGCGCGAGCUGCGCCGGGCGCGAUCUCAGCUGAGGGAACUCGACAUGCUUCGUGAGGAAAUCUCAUCCUUGAAAGCUCGAGUCAAGGUUGCCGAGGGACAUACGAGCCGAGCCGACGUGGACGACGCAGCAUCCGCGACAGGCCCGCGCGCCCGUGAAUUGCGAGCGCAGCUGAAGAAAGCGGAGGAAGAGUCGAGGAAGAAAGAUGACGAGAUUCGCCAACUCAAGAGCGAUUUCGAGGCCUUCCGUAAGGAGAACGAGGCUCACGAAGCCGACACCAAGGCGGUGCUGGAGCGUGCGCAUACCAAGAUUGCAGACCUUAAGAAGGAGGUGAAGAGUUUGAGGGCUGCUGAUCUGGACCAGAGCAGACCAAGAAGCUGGAAGACCCGCUCAGAGCAGCCGGCAGAGACUGCGGAGACUGCGGACAACAAGCCUCGAGAUCGCAGUCAAGCCCAGCGCAAGCUGAGCUUUGGUGAUGUCAAGGAAGCCCGCAGUUCGGAAGCGCAAAGCUUGCGCGACAGAUACCAGAAGGCCGACGCAGCUGGCCAGAGGGGCGCACCCAACGUCCUAACGGAGCGGCCGAAUCUCGAAAAGCCUAAGUGGCAGCCGUUUGUUCCAAGGUCUCCGAGAAAUAGGGCAUAUCUGGGCGAGGCCUUGGAGAGACGCAUCCGUAACGGAGGCGCGACUCCGGCGGCAAGCAAGCUUAAGGACCCGCUGCGGGAGCUGCCUGGCCAGGGAAGGGCGACAAGGAGCAGCCGUUCCGGGCGAGCAGGUGGCAAGGACGAGAUCGACUUGCUGCGGAAUCGAUUCGCCCGCCUCGGAGGGCCAGAGUCUGCAGGCGGUGACUACAUUAGCAGCUCCAUGGUGGGCAACACGUCCAAGAGCGGCACGCUGCCUCCCGAGAGGCGAGCUGCGGCUCUGGCGCGGAUCGAGAAGAGGAUGGCGGACAAGAAGCGUGCGCAGCGGCGCAAGGCGACGUACGACAAGGAGAAUGUCCGGGCAUGAUUACCUACUACAUCGUAGGGUGUUGAGAGAGGCCGCGCCAACAGUGGCAAGAGUGGCAUGGCAUAGUGUACUUGGGUGAGCACGGCGUUCAGGUCCGCUAUUCUGCAGGGAUUCAGUCUACUUCGUAAUGCACAGCUCAUGGCAUUCAUGACCACACAAUUGCCACGUCGGGACCGUUGCAUG
Purpureocillium takamizusanense is the source of this 2292-nucleotide messenger RNA. RefSeq lists its product as uncharacterized. The transcript has 2 exons. The record is from RefSeq and is a predicted model, not a curated record. Bases 145 to 2109 code for a protein of 654 amino acids. Lineage: Eukaryota; Fungi; Ascomycota; Sordariomycetes; Hypocreales; Ophiocordycipitaceae.